GAAAACGUUUCUCUCUCCCUUAUAAUUUUAUUGCUGCCUGUCAACUCCGCCAUGAGCAAACUAACGAUGUCGAUGUCUUCCACGGCAGUGAAGAAUCGUCUUCUUUUGUGACUAAAACCUUCCGGCGAGCAUAUUACUCUGUUUUUUUUCGUAUAAAACUGUAAUUUCAUCUAUAGAAAGAACAUGAGUUCUCCGGUUCCAUUUCAAGACCUUAAUCUCAUUCCCUACAACAUAGCUUCAACCAGCAGUAGCAACAGCGUCACAGGUUCAACGCAGAGGCCACUAAUUGUACCCAAAUUGGAACCUAAACACGAGCCUCUCGAUGAAACACUUCCAUUACCCCCUGCACGGUUCCAAUUUUCUCAGAGCCCUAACCCUAAUUUAUCCUUCGAUUAUAGGCCUAAUGUUUCACUUCCUCAACAAUCAAUCUCGGAGAUUACCGCUUUUGAGCAGAUUCCCGAGAAUUUGUCCGAUGAGAGCUUCGUUUACUCCGAGUUUAAUCGAAUCUCGGAGAUGUUCAGGACGGCAGUCGCGAAUGGAAUGCAGAACAACGAAUAUGCUGGGACUCUUAAUCCUGAAUCGGGGGCGAUCGUGCCGAUAGAGGAUGAAAAUCAACUGUCUAUUGUUUCUCCCCGGAAGCGUUACCAGAAAAGAUCCUCAGAACUAGUUCGGGUCACGAAUUUGGGAAUCGAGGAUGAGAGAUACUUCCGCGAUAUUGUGAGGAAGACCAGGAUGAUGUAUGAUUGUUUGCGGAUUUUGGCAACGUCUGAGGAAGAGAAGCGGCAUGGCCCUGGUUCAGGUCGACGUGCUCGAGGUGAUUUGAGGGCUGCGACGGUGAUGCGGGGGCGAGGGUUAUGGCUGAAUCGUGACAAAAGGAUAGUGGGUUCCAUUCCUGGUGUUUUGAUUGGCGAUCUGUUCUUCUUUAGGAUGGAAUUAUGUGUUGUAGGAUUACAUGGACAAAUCCAGGCAGGGAUUGACUGCCUCUCUGCCAGCCUCAGCCCAAACGGUGAGCCAAUUGCAACCAGUAUUAUUGUCUCAGGAGGAUAUGAAGAUGAUGAAGAUUCAGGCGAUGUCCUCAUUUACACAGGCCAGGGUGGACAGGACAGUCACCAUAGGCAAUGCCUUCACCAGAAACUGCAAGGUGGAAACCUAGGUCUGGAGAGAAGCAUGAACUACGGCAUUGAAAUCCGGGUGAUUCGUGGGUUUAAGUAUGAAGGAAGUCCAAAUGGUAAGGUUUAUGUUUACGAUGGUCUAUACAGGAUUGUCGAAACAUGGUUUGACGUGGGUAAAUCUGGUUUUGGUGUUUACAAAUACAAGCUCAUUAGGAUUGAAAAUCAACCUGAAUCGGGUAGUGCCAUUUUGAAAUUUGCUCAAUCUAUUCGCAAUGCACCUUUAUCAGCCAGACCAACUGGAUAUCAGUGUCUUGAUAUUUCUUCUAAUAAAGAAAAAGUCCCAGUUCUUCUUUUUAAUGAUAUAGAUGAUAAUAGAGAAGUAGCAUACUUUGAUUACAUCCCUAGGACUAUAUUCCCUGCAGUUGCUUAUAGUAGUAUGGGAAGCAGUAACGGCUGUGAUUGUGUUAACGGCUGUUCAGAUAAUUGUGUCUGUGCUAUGAAAAACGGGGGCGAAUUUGCUUACGAUCUUCAAGGAAUCUUGGUGAAAGGAAAGCCUUUAGUAUACGAGUGUGGGCCAAAGUGUAAUUGUCCUCCAAAUUGUCGAAACCGAGUUUCCCAAAGAGGAGUAAAAUACAAACUUGAAGUUUUCAGAUCAAGGGAAACGGGUUGGGGUGUUAGGUCACUGGAUCUGAUUCAAGCUGGGUCCUUUAUAUGUGAAUAUGCUGGAGUUGUUCUUACAAAAGAGCAAGCACAAAUAAUGUCAAUGAAUGGAGAUAGUAGUUUGAUACAUCCAAGUCGUUUUAGCGAGAGAUGGGCUGAGUGGGGGGAUUUUACAGAUAUGUUCUCUGAUUACGCCAGGCCAACACACCCGUGUACACCGAAAUUGGAUUUUGUUAUUGAUGUUUCGAAAAUGCGAAAUGUGGCUUGUUAUAUGAGCCACAGUACAUGUCCUAAUGUUAUGGUGCAGUUUGUGCUUUACAACCACAAUAGCUUAUAUUAUCCAAAUGUUAUGUUGUUUGCAAUGGAGAACAUCCCUCCUCUGAGAGAGCUGAGUCUUGAUUAUGGUGUGGCUGAGCCGCAAGCGGAAGAGUGGGAAGAGAAAUUCCGAAUUAGUAACUAGCAGGUCUAAUGAAGUUUAGUUACAGUCUUACUCUGGCCUAAAUCAAGUCUACAACUCUAUUGCCAGUUGCAAUUUGGGUGGAAAGCUAUAAUCUCUGUGUUGCCAUGCCUUUUCUUCUCAGCUUAUCUACUUUUCAGCUUCCAACAAAAAGCAGGAGAUGGAGAUUUGUGAACCUGUUUUUUUUUAUAUUUUUUUAUUUUGUUGUUUGAUUUUGGGGAUAUUAUUAGAUUUUGAGUGUUGUAAGCUUUAUUAGUUGUAUGAAAUGCAAGAAAGAUUGCACAUAAUGAGCUCAUUUAGAUAUAAUAUUGUUAUAGUGAAUGUUGGUUGGGGCUCAUUGAUGAACUGAUCUGAAUCUCCUUUAAGUUAUUUUAAGAAACUUUUAAGAUUUUUAUUUAGUA
Molecule: messenger RNA, 2630 nt
Organism: Impatiens glandulifera
Lineage: Eukaryota; Viridiplantae; Streptophyta; Magnoliopsida; Ericales; Balsaminaceae
Product: histone-lysine N-methyltransferase family member SUVH9-like
Exons: 2
Coding region: 184-2232 (682 amino acids)
Cellular component (GO): nucleus
Molecular function (GO): histone methyltransferase activity; zinc ion binding; protein binding
Source: RefSeq, a predicted model, not a curated record